Hemibagrus wyckioides is the source of this 1426-nucleotide messenger RNA. RefSeq names its product holocytochrome c-type synthase-like. Gene Ontology annotation, cellular component: mitochondrion. Gene Ontology annotation, molecular function: holocytochrome-c synthase activity. The record is from RefSeq and is a predicted model, not a curated record. NCBI's taxonomy places the organism in Eukaryota, Metazoa, Chordata, Actinopteri, Siluriformes, Bagridae. The coding region runs from base 51 to 872 and encodes 273 amino acids. The transcript is spliced from 7 exons. Gene Ontology annotation, biological process: cytochrome c-heme linkage.
CGCAUUAUAAUACAUUUCUGACGCACGGCACAGUAUUACAGCCAGAGACGAUGUCCAGUCCUCUUGGCACAGUCAAAGCGGAGGCUGUUGCGAUGUCUGAUGAGAGUCGAGCUCCGCCUUCAGGUUGUCCCAUGCACCAGGACUCCAAAAGAGCUGCUCCUCCUCCUGAGUGCCCCAUGCACCGAGCAGCUGCUCCAGAACAACACAAGAGUGCACCAGAUGUUCCAGCACAUCAGGACAGAGCCUACGAGUUUGUGCAGUGUCCUGUGACCGGAGCUAGAGGAACUAAUCCUACAGCAUCUGACAUCAACCCUGCCAACAUGAUGCCUCCUCCUAACCAGCAGCCUUCUCCCGGUCAGCCCUUUUCUCUGUCUGUGAUGCGAGAAGAGUCCCACAUCCCUCGCGCAGGAUCCGAGCAGAACUGGGUUUAUCCCUCUGAGCAGAUGUUCUGGAACGCCAUGCUGAGGAAAGGGUGGCACUGGAGGGAGCAAGACAUCUCUAAAAAAGACAUGACCAACAUCAUUUCCAUUCACAACCAGAACAACGAGAACGCCUGGAAGGAGAUCCUGAAAUGGGAAGUUCUGCAUUUAAAGGAGUGUCCGUGUGGACCUUCUCUUAAAAGGUUUGGAGGCAAAGCCAGAGAAUUUACUCCGAGAGCCCGCUUUCGUCACUGGAUGGGGCACGAGCUGCCGUUUGACAGACACGACUGGAUCGUGGACCGGUGCGGCAAAGAGGUGCGAUACGUCAUCGACUACUACGAUGGAGGUCAUGGGUCGAAUCACACCAUCCUAGACGUCCGGCCGGCGUUUGAUUCUUUAGGAGCCGUUUGGGAUCGCAUGAAGGUGGCGUGGUGGAGAUGGACAUCAUCAUAAUCCUGUGCUUCUAUAUGGGACUAUAAGGGAUUUAUAUUCAUGCUUAUUUAUUAGUGAUUAUUUGGGCUUGUUUAGCUCACUCUGUCAGGAAGUACCAUGUUUUGUUAUGUUGCGCGCACACACACAGCCAACAGUAUAUUGAUGAUUUAUUAGUAUGGGCUCCAAAUAUCAGUCAUGAAAAUAAGUACCGGUGAAACCUCGUCAAAUGUAAGUUUAUAUCAGUUUAAUGAAGUUGAUAUCUGAAAGAAUUAUCAUGUGAUAGAAUGCAAAUACAUGGCUAAGGGUGUUGAGAUUUAAUCAUACCACAGAUCAACUGAUUACUUUUUACACUUAUUUUUGUUUGAAUAGGAAUUUAAUGAGUGCCUGAUGAUGCUUUUUACUUAAUUACGAAAAGCUUAAUAUCUUAACCGUCAUCCUAGACAUUAAUCCAGGGUUAAAUAUAUAUUUCAUCUUACAUGUUGAUGUCCAGUGUUCUGCAUUGUACUGUAAUCUGAGUUUUCUCCCACCGUAUGAAAUCCACUGUAUGCACAAUAAACAUCAUGUUUCAUGAACUU